Ascoidea rubescens DSM 1968 is the source of this 900-nucleotide messenger RNA. Its product is annotated as NAD(P)-binding protein. The record is from RefSeq and is a predicted model, not a curated record. Lineage: Eukaryota; Fungi; Ascomycota; Saccharomycetes; Ascoideales; Ascoideaceae. Bases 1 to 900 code for a protein of 299 amino acids. The transcript has a single exon.
AUGUCUUACAAACCAAAAGUCGCUGUUUUCGGUAUCAAUGGCUCCUUAGGUAGCGUUACUAUCAAUGCCUUGACCUCAGCUCCAUUUGCUGACAAGAUUGCACUUCCAGUUAUUGCCAUCACCAGAGACAACUCCAAGGAAACCGACACUGAUCUAGUUGUUUAUAAACAAGCAGAGGUCAAGCCAGAUGCUCCAGCCAAAGAAUUGACCGAUAUCUUGAAGGGAGUUGACGUUUUGCUCAAUGUUGGAAGCGUUGCAAAUUCCAAUGACAGAACUUUGGAUGCCAUUCUCAAAGCUGGCACAAUCAAAUUAUAUGUUCCCUCUCAGUUUGGAUUGGAUUUAGUUGCUACUCAAAGUUAUUUUCCUAAUUUUUUGUCUAUCAAAACUGACCACACCAACAAGGCAAGAAGCUUGGGUAUCAAAACUGUUGAUGUCAUUACCUCACUAUUUGCUCAGUCAGGCAAAUUUUUGUACGAAUGGAUUGGUUCUGCUGGUUACAAUCCUGCUACUCAAACUGCUACUUUCAUUGGAGAUCCAAACCUCAAAUCUGCCAUUUCCAAAUUGGAAGACAUUGGUAAAGCGCUUGCAUCACUAUCAAUCAAGGACCCUCAAACAAUCCCAGACACAGUCAGAAUCUAUUCUGAUUUGGCCUCUCAAGAAGAUAUUGUAAAGAGAUAUGAAGAAACCCACAAUGUCACAAUCAAACGUGAAGGUAUUUCAAAAGAAGAAGGUUUGAAGAAAGCACAAGCCUUGUUAGCCAAAGGUUUUAAUUUUAAUGACUUUUUCUUAUAUUUACAAGUCGCUGCUUCUCAAGGUGUAGAUAAAGGAUUAUUGUUUUCAUCGGACGACAGAGAGUUUGUCAAUCCAAAUGAAUCACUAUUCAAAUGGGGAAAAUUUUAA